GAAAUCCCAAUCUUGCCCGCGCGUGCGCAGCUCGAGACCCGCACUAUUUUUCAUGAACCGACGCUCUCAAGGGUCGGUCCCGAGGGGAGGGGACAGGGGCAACCAAUCGGCGUAGAGUUGUGGCCCGUCCCACGCCGUCCCGGAUGAACCUCGGGUCAGAGGCGCCGGGGGAGUGAGCUGGGGGGAAUGAAUGAGGGUGACAUGGCCCCUGCGCCCCGGCAGGCCGCCGUGACCUUCCGGGACGUGGCCGUGGACUUCACCUGGGAGGAGUGGGGGCAGCUGGCGCCUGCGCAGCGGGAGCUGUACCGGGAGGUGACGCUGGAGAACUACAGGAACCUGCUCUGCCUGGGUUGGAAGAAUAGGUCUGACAGAAAGGAGUCAACUCAAGACUUAGAAGCCUGGGAAUAUAAAGCCAGGUUAAAGAAAUGUUCUAGACUAAACCUAAGAAAACAGAAUAGAAUCAGCUCAAAGAAGAUUUUUUUAAAAUCUAAUGAAUGUGGAAAAGUCAUCAGUUAUAAUUCAGAACUUACUAAGUGGCAAAAAGUUUACAUUGUGAAGAAACCUUCUGAAUGUAACAAAUAUGGCAAAGACUUCCAAUGGAGUUCUCAUUUUACUAAACGUCAGCAAAUACACACUGGAGAGAACCCUUUUGAAUAUAAUAAAUGUGAAAAGGCCUCCUGCUCCAGCAGAAGACUUACUGAAUGUCAGAGAACUCAGAGUGGAGAGAAAUUUUAUGAAUGUCACAUAUGUGGAAAAACCUUCUGCCAGUUCAUGGACCUUGCUCAGCAUCAAGCAGUUCAUAGAAGAGAUAAUCCAUUUGAAUGUGUUGAAUGUGGGAAGACCUUCAGCCAGAGUUCACAACUUAUUGUACAUCAGAGAAUUCAUGCUGGAGAGAAGCUGUAUGAAUGCAAUGACUGUGGGAAGGCCUUUCAUUGGUGUUCACGGCUUAUUCAACAUCAGAGAAUACACAGUGGAGAGAAACCUUUUGAGUGUAAUGAAUGUGGGAAGGCUUUUCGCCAGAGGAUACAGCUUACUGUGCAUCAGAGAAUUCACACUGGAGAGAAACCUUACGAAUGUAAACAAUGUGGGAAGGCUUUCCACCGAAGCACAGGACUAACACAACAUCAGAAAAUUCACACGGGAGAGAAACCUUAUGAAUGCAGUGAAUGUGGGAAGACCUUCUGCCGGAGUUCACAACUUAAUCAACAUCAGAGAAUUCACACUGGAGAGAAACUUUAUGAAUGUAGUGAAUGUGGGAAGGCCUUCUGCCGUAGGUCACAACUUAAACAACAUCAGAUAAUUCAUACAGGAGAGAAACCUUACGAAUGUAGUGAGUGUGGGAAAGCUUUCCACCAGACUUCACAACUUAUUCGACAUAAAGUAAUUCAUACAGGAGAGAAACCUUUUGAAUGUAACCAAUGUGGGAAGGCCUUCCACAGAAGCACUGGACUUACACAACAUCAAAGAAUUCACACUGGAUGGAAACCUUUCGAAUGCAGUGAAUGUGGGAAGGCCUUCCACAGAAGCACUGGACUAAUACAACACCAGAGGAUUCACACUGGAGAGAAACCUUAUGAAUGUAAGGUGUGUGGGAAAACCUUCCGGAGGAGCUCACAACUUACUCAACACAAGGUAAUUCAUACUGGAGAGAAACCUUAUGAAUGUAACGAGUGUGGAAAAGCCUUCUGCUGGAGCUCGCAGCUUACGCGACAUCAGAAAAUUCAUACUGGAGACAAACCUCCUGAAUAUAGCACGAAUGAGGAUGUUUUCCACACAGAGAAACUACCUACUCAACACCAUAAAAUGCAAACUGGAGAGAAGCCUCAUAAAGUUAAGUCCUUAUGACUAUGAUGAAAAUGAGAAGGAUUUACAACAGAAUAAAUACUGAAAACUACUUAAGCUAAACUAAAGUAAAACCUUAUAGAUGAAGUGAAUCCAUGACUGAUUUCCCUCUAUGGCAGUUCUAAACUUUUUUUUCACUUUC
Molecule: messenger RNA, 1984 nt
Organism: Sarcophilus harrisii (Tasmanian devil)
Lineage: Eukaryota; Metazoa; Chordata; Mammalia; Dasyuromorphia; Dasyuridae
Product: zinc finger protein OZF-like
Exons: 3
Coding region: 187-1845 (552 amino acids)
Biological process (GO): negative regulation of transcription by RNA polymerase II
Molecular function (GO): DNA-binding transcription repressor activity, RNA polymerase II-specific
Source: RefSeq, a predicted model, not a curated record